Molecule: messenger RNA, 1254 nt
Organism: Lycium barbarum (goji berry)
Lineage: Eukaryota; Viridiplantae; Streptophyta; Magnoliopsida; Solanales; Solanaceae
Exons: 4
Coding region: 1-1254 (417 amino acids)
Biological process (GO): DNA integration
Molecular function (GO): nucleic acid binding
Source: RefSeq, a predicted model, not a curated record
AUGGGGUUAAAUGAGUCCUACAUGCCAACUAGGAGCCAAAUCUUGUUAAUAAACCCCUUACCAUCGGUUAGUCAAGCCUACUCUAUGGUUAUAAGUGAUGAAAGUCAAAAAUCAGUGACUUCUAACUCUAGCAUCUUGGGUGCAAAUCCUGCUAUUGGACAAAAUCUCUAUGAUAAUGUUAUGCACACAAGGAGUGGGGUACAAGGGUCAGGAUACAUAGCUUUGUACUCAAGAAAUGGAGGCAAUCCAAAGUUCAAGAAGAACUACAACUUACAAUGUGAAUUCUGCAAGUUGAAAGGCUAUACCAGAGAGACUUGUUACAAACUUGUAGGGUAUCCUGCAUAUUUCAAAUUUAAGAAAAGGAUAAGAGCAAACACUGGAUAUAAUGGUGGCAAUAAUACUGGAUAUAAUGGAAAUAACAGUAGUACUGCACAUAAUGUUUGUUAUGAGAGUUCCACUUAUGGAAGUCACAUGAUGCAUGGUCAAAUGCAAGGGGUUGAGAACCAGGUAGUAUAUACUCAAGGAUCUCAAGGCUCAGGACAAGGAAUAGGUAUCAUUAGUAGUUCAUUAACUACUGAGAAUAACAAUGAAUUGACAAUCACUACUGCUUUAGCAGCUACUGAAUCCAACAAGGAGUGGAUAGUGGACACUGGUGACACUAACCACAUGUUAUCUGAUAUAAACUUGUUGGAUAAGAGUUCUAUAAACAAACCUGAGAUUUCAAAAAAGGGUUUCUUGCCAAAUGGUGACAUAUCACUAGUUACUCACAUAGGAGCUAGUAAACUAACAGAAUCUAGCACCAUCACAAAUGUGUUUUAUUUGCCACAAUUCAAAUUCAAUUUGCUGAUCUCUACACUUGUGAAGGGGAUUGGUAGACAAGAAGGAGGUUUAUACAUAUUGCCAAGUCAUCAAGCUCAUAUCUGUUCUCUAGUAACAAACAAUUUAAAUUCUGCAUUUGUUUCCAUUUCACAAGCUGAUAUAAGUUUGUGGCAUAAAAGAUUUGGACAUGUGUCCUUUACUGUUCUUAAGAAAAUUCUGCAAUUUUUGACUUAUGUUAAGACUCAGUUUGACAAGGUAGUUAAAAUAGUCAAAACUGACAAUGGUACUGAGUUUGUGAAUUCAGUAUGUAGCAAUUUGUUUAAAACUUUAGGCCUUAUUCACCAAAGAUCUUGUGCAUAUUACCCUCAGCAAAAUGGAGUUGCUGAGAGGAAACACAGACAUAUACUUGAAGUAACAAGAGCCAUUAGAUUUUAG